Rhizoctonia solani is the source of this 1260-nucleotide messenger RNA. Its product is annotated as epoxide hydrolase. Bases 1 to 1260 code for a protein of 419 amino acids. Gene Ontology annotation, biological process: epoxide metabolic process. The record is from RefSeq and is a predicted model, not a curated record. NCBI's taxonomy places the organism in Eukaryota, Fungi, Basidiomycota, Agaricomycetes, Cantharellales, Ceratobasidiaceae. Gene Ontology annotation, molecular function: epoxide hydrolase activity. The transcript is spliced from 10 exons.
AUGGCCGCUUAUACCGACAUCAAACCAUUCAGCAUUGCUGUUCCCGAUGCCCAGCUCCAAGAACUGCGUACCAAGCUCGAUCUUACACGUCUACCCGACGAACUUGAGCUUCCCGCCGGUCAAGAAUGGGAAUGGGGCAUUCCGCUCGCUGUUCUCAAGCCCGCCAUCGAACACUGGCGCACAAAGUACGACUGGCGCAAGGUAGAAGCACACAUCAAUCAGACCUUGCCGCAGUUUACGACAUAUAUUGACUCGGCGAAUCAUGGGCCACAAGAGGUACACUUUGUUCAUAAGAGAUCAAAUAAUCCGAAUGCCACUCCGUUGGUCUUUGUGCAUGGGUGGCCCGGGAACUUCCUCGAGGUAUCUAAAAUGAUUGACGAAUUGGCGAACCCAAGCGAUCCUAAGUACCCUGCGUUCCAUGUUGUUGCUCCAUCUCUUCCAGGUUUCGUAUUUUCUCAACGCGCAGCUACUCCUGGGAUGAAUGCAAGGGGAACCGCUUAUUUGUUUGACAAACUGAUGGCGAAACUUGGGUACAAGUACUAUAUGGCGCAAGGAGGAGAUUGGGGCUCUCUUGUAUGUCGUGCCUUCGCGGUAUACCACCAAGAAACCUGUUUGGCGAUCCACAAGAACGUAAAUUUCGAUGGCGUCCCAACGUUGCUCAAAAACCCCAUUAUGACACUGCGAACAAUUCUUGGCUUCGCCGGUCUUCCUGGAGGAUAUUCCAAGAAGACGAUUGAAGGGUUGAAGAGCGCCUCUGGGUUCAUUUCUGGCGGCUCAGGCUACAUGAGAAUACAAGGGACCCGACCACAAACACUUGCUGUUGCAAUGACAGACAGCCCCGCUGGACUUCUCGCUUGGAUUGGUGAGAAGCUCUAUGUAUGGACAGAUAGCUAUCCUUGGACUGCAGACGAAAUUAUAACGUGGACUAUGCUGUAUUGGAUUAAUGGUCCUGCUGGAGGAUUUAGGUACUACAAAGAGAAUCCAUUUGCAGGAAAUCCUGGCAGUCCUGAAGCAAUGGCAGAAAUGAAUAACCUUACCUCAGUCUGGUCGCCCACUCCACUCGGAUUUUCUUGGUUCCCAAAGGAGAUUGGCAGCCCCCCCGCAGAAUGGAGUGGUAUUAACCAAAAACUGGUCUACACAAAAGAGCAUACUAAAGGUGGCCACUUUGCCGCUUGGGAAGUACCCGAACUCUUGCUAGGAGAUGUUAGGGACUUCGCAGAAGUGGUGCUGCCCCAAGAACACCGAUUACGAGCUCCAUGA